This is a messenger RNA of Triticum urartu, 950 nucleotides long. RefSeq names its product BTB/POZ domain-containing protein At4g01160-like. Gene Ontology annotation, molecular function: protein binding. Gene Ontology annotation, biological process: response to red light. NCBI's taxonomy places the organism in Eukaryota, Viridiplantae, Streptophyta, Magnoliopsida, Poales, Poaceae. Gene Ontology annotation, cellular component: nucleus. The record is from RefSeq and is a predicted model, not a curated record.
GCCUCGUAGCACAAAAUUUAGGACAGGUAGAUUGCUCCAGUAUCUUGGAGCUAUGAAUAGCGAAGCAGCUUCUGAUUAGCUUUUAUCUUGCUUCCAGUAUCCUGUUAAGACUGUUGAAAAUUUGAGCCUCUUCUAAGCAGAAUAUUCAAAUCUGCCCUUUACCCUCGUCAUCUCUCCUAAGCAGGAUCUGCUAUCAACAGUUUUUACCUUCCUUCCAGUAUCUUUCUUGUACCUAUGAACUAGCCCUUUACUCCCAUAAUCUCUUCUAAUAGGUUUCAUGUCCUCUAAAUGCAGAGGAUCUUAACACAGAUGAUGUUACUUCACCAGACACUGUAAAGAAGAGGCAACAGGCAUAUGAAAGAAGGGAUGAGUCUACUUUGGAGGAAAGCGAUGAGUCUGCUGACAAUACAAAAAACCAAGGGUGUGCAGGGGUCAUUGUGGUUGGCAAUACAAACCCAGCGAAACCACAGAUUAUCAAGGAAAAGGAUAUGAAUGAUGAUAAGUCAACUGAUUUCUCCAGGAAAGAAAGAGAGAUUGAAAAGGAAGGAUCUUUAGCGUACUAUGCGAGGUUUCAAGGGGGAGGAAAGACAGAACAUGCUGUCCAAGGCUUGGAUAAUGUGCAGAAAACACCAGUCCUUUGUGUUAAACAUAUUAGGAUUUCCUCAAUGCUCUUAGCUUCUGAAAGCCAAUUUUUCCAUAAGCUUUUUACAAACGGCAUGAUGGAGUCUAAUCAGAACAUCAUUUCACUUCAAGUGUCGGAAGAAGAGGUUGAACCGGUGCUGGAAAUAAUAAAUUUUAUUUAUAAUGGAGAAUUUAGCAAAUUGGACCCCAAGGAUUUGCUUACCACUCUACUUACAGCAGACAAGUAUGAAGUUUCUCGAGCUAUUAUUGAGUGUGGAGAAUUAUUAUUCAAAUCAGAGAUGACACUUGAGACUGCUUUGAUAUUGUGA